AUGGAAUACGAAGAGGAGCCUGAGCCUGGUCGCCAAAUCAAGGAUCAGAUCCAUGACUAUAUUGCUAUAUCCCCAUUAAUCAGUUCCAUAAUUGACACCCCAGAAUUCCAGCGGCUGCGAAACGUCAAGCAGCUGGGCACGUCCUACUAUGUCUGGUCUGGGGCCUCCCACAACAGAUUUGAGCACUGCUUGGGUGUCGCUCAUUUAGCGCGUUCGAUGGUCGAACACCUCCAGAGACAGCAGUCGUCACUCGGAAUCGACACGAGGGAUGUGAAUUGCGUGGAAAUAGCGGGCCUCUGCCACGAUCUUGGCCAUGGUCCUUGGAGCCACGUCUUUGACAAUUUGUUCAUUCCGGCAGUAUUGCCGGGCAAGUCGUGGAAGCACGAAGACGCGAGCAAGAUGAUGUUUGAAGCUUUGGUCGCAAACAACAGCAUUCAGCUACCUCGAGAAGACAUUGAAUUCAUUCUUGCCUUAAUUGUUGGCGACCGUUCCCAGUGCAGCCCCCGAGAGAAGCAAUUCUUGUUUGACAUCGUCGCAAACACUCGCAACGGCCUCGACGUUGACAAGUUUGACUACAUCGCUCGAGACACCUACAUGAUUGGUGAACCGACCAAAAUAUCCACAUCUCGUCUCAUCAAGAGCGCUCGGGUCAUCGAGAACGAAAUUUGUUAUGACAUCAAAGACGUGAACGAGCUCUUUGAGCUCUGCCACACUCGCUUCAAGCUGCACAAGCAAGUCUACACGCACAAGACCGCCAGGGCAAUCGAAUUCAUGAUCGUUGACGCGCUCAAGUCCGCCAACCCGUUUCUGAGGAUUGCAGAGCAAAUCGAGAUCCCCCAAAAGUUCUUAUAUUUGACGGACGACAUCAUGACGCGAAUUGAGGCCAGCGACGACCCAGAACUCGAGGAGGCCCGACAGAUUUUUCGUCGAAUCCGACUUCGCGACCUUUACAAAUUUGUCGACCAGCGGGUGGUAGAAUGGGAGCGAAGGGAGCUCUUCAAGGCCUACAUCACCCAAGAGAGAGUCGCGUUGGAAGCACGGAGGCUGGCUAAGGUGGCGAUUGAAGCGGGCGAAGCUGAUCCCGUCGACUUGUCUCUGCUCACUCCUGACACGGUCAUUGUGGAUCAUUGCGUGAUGCAUUAUGGAAUGAAGACGGAUAACCCGCUCGACUCAGUCAGGUUCUACUCCAAGCGUCAUCCAAAGAAAUGUGCUCCAGCACAGAAGUGCGACUACUCCAUGCUGAUGCCGCCCAUAUUUGCCGAAGUCAAGCUCACAGUCUACACCAAACGACCCGAAUAUCUAGCGUUUGUUCAAGCGGGUUAUCGUGCUGUCUUGCAAUCCAUUCCGGAAGAUCUCCCCGCAACUCCGCCAGUCUCGGCUCGGCCACUGGAGUCCGUCGGUCCGUUGACACCCCCACGAGAGAAAUCAAACUCGCUGCCUCGCUCGCGGACGGCGAGCCUUGCGUCGCUUACUCCGAACGAGUUCACUACUGUCCCGAUGAAUUACGUCCCGUCCACACCUAGUCGGUCAAGAGAGCUCAAGCGGUCGCAUUCCAGCACUAGUAUCCAUAUAGGAACAGGCAGUUUGUUGUUUGGGUUCGGAAUUCCACUCGAGACGAUAGAAGACGAAGAGCGGGACACUAAGCGAAUUCGGAUAGACAAGAGUUGA
This is a messenger RNA of Mycena indigotica, 1668 nucleotides long. RefSeq names its product HD-domain/PDEase-like protein. Gene Ontology annotation, biological process: dGTP catabolic process. Gene Ontology annotation, molecular function: dGTPase activity. The transcript has 10 exons. Lineage: Eukaryota; Fungi; Basidiomycota; Agaricomycetes; Agaricales; Mycenaceae. Gene Ontology annotation, cellular component: nucleus. The record is from RefSeq and is a predicted model, not a curated record. Bases 1 to 1668 code for a protein of 555 amino acids.